Messenger RNA from Aspergillus ibericus CBS 121593, 3771 nucleotides. Its product is annotated as hybrid sensor histidine kinase/response regulator. The transcript has 7 exons. The record is from RefSeq and is a predicted model, not a curated record. Gene Ontology annotation, biological process: protein autophosphorylation; phosphorelay signal transduction system. Lineage: Eukaryota; Fungi; Ascomycota; Eurotiomycetes; Eurotiales; Aspergillaceae. Gene Ontology annotation, molecular function: phosphorelay sensor kinase activity; histidine phosphotransfer kinase activity; protein binding. Bases 63 to 3638 code for a protein of 1191 amino acids.
CCCUGUCGCCCCCUCCUCCCCCUUCCCGCCUCGUACGACAUGCCCGCAGCCUCCCGGGUGUGAUGGCGGCCCCCUUACAGCAAUCCGAGGCAGAGCGAGAAAGAAUUCGGGAUCUGUCUCGGUACUAUUGCACCGUCGAUCGCCCCGCCCUCCGACUGGAAGCCGCGGCAGAGGAGAGUCGCCACUCCGCCGAGAACGAAGUCCGCCUCUCCUCCGACAUCACCCUCACGGCCUUGGCCCAGCUGGCUGUCUUUCGCUUUUCCUGCAAUCGUGCCUUCAUCUCCAUUAUCGAUGGCGCCAACCAGUAUCUCAUCGCCGAGGCCACCAAGUCCGUGUCGCUGCGGGAUAAGGACCAGCAUGACCCCGACGAUGGCAUCUACCUCGGCGUGCGUACCCUCGACCUGAUCUGGGGGGUCUGCCCCCAUUCCAUCGCUCUCUUCACUGGCCAGGAUCCCUCCAAGAUGGUCGAUUCGCCCAAUCUCACCGCCAACACCUCGCGUUUCGUCGUCCGGGACUUCACCCAGGAGGACUUCUUCAAAGAUCGUCCCUACGUCCUUGGCUGGCCAUACUUCCGUUUCUACGCCGAGGUCCCCUUGUACAGUCCCGCCGGCCAUGUUCUCGGCUCCUUCUGUGUCAUCGACGAUAAGCCACGCGGCGAGUUUGGCGAUCGGGAGGUGGCCUCUCUACGGGAGGUCGCUGAUGCCGUUGCCCAGCACCUCGAGCAUGUCCGCAUCUCCCAUUCACAUCGCCGCGCCGAGAGUCUCGUCAAGGGCUUGACCAACUUCGUCAAGGAUCAUCCCGCCUUCGAUCCGACCGAUGUGCCCGGGCCCAGCAGCGGGGCCACGCUGGUUCCCAGCACUCAGCCCGUGCCCCCCGAACCCCUGUCGCUGGCCGAGGACAACCUCCCGGAGACUCCCGCUCAGUUGCAGUCGACCUCCUCCGAAAUGACGGGCGAUCUGACCUCCUUGUUCUCCGCGGUGACAUGCUCCGAAAUGACCGCCAUCUCCACCUCGGUCAAUGUGCCCGGACCCCGCCUCUUCACCGCCGUGCCGGCCGACGAACCCCUGCCGACCGAGGGCUCGGAGACGCGAGAUUCCAGUGUCGUCGUGUCCGACCAUACCGAGUUUCCCGCCGUAUCCGUCGUCGACCGCCAGGCCCGCUCCGAAAGCCUAAGCCGCAUCUUCACCCGGGCCAGUGUCACCCUGCGCGACUCGAUGGACCUGGAUGGGGUCGUGUUCCUGGACGCCAGUCGGUGUAACGCCGGAGUCAGUGUACGGCCCGGACAAACCGGGUCUUGGGAGCCCUUACCCACCACCGCCAAUCCCGAAUUCCUCGCCGAUCCGUAUCCCAGCCCGGUGGACCUCCCGGGCGUCGGGUCUCUGUCCAACAUCUCGGAGAAGCCGUGUGAGGUGCUUGGGUGCGCCCAGCAGCCGUCCGUCGGAGAGGCACACGGCGGGCUGCCCGUCACCGAGUCCCUUCUCAAUCAGAUGACCGCCGCCUUCCCCCAUGGCCAGUUCUUCAAUCUACAUGAAUGGUUCGACGCCGACGGGGAGGAGCCGCCCGCCAUGCGUUCCUCUCAUCUCAGGACGGGCGCCAAGUCACCCGCGGCGGAGUCGGAGGCCGAGACGCGGCACGAGAUCGCCCGCCGACUCCGCCAGCACUUGCCGGAGGCCUAUUGCGUGCUCUUCUACCCCUUGUGGGACUGGAACCGAUCGCGCUGGCUGGCGGGAACCCUCGUCUGGACGCAUGCCAGUGACCGCGCGCUGGGCGUGGACGAGCUACACUACUUCAAGGUGUUUGGUGAUUCUAUCAUCUCGGAGGUCGCCCGCUUGGACUGGGCCAGCACCCAGCAGUCCAAGUCGGACUUUAUCUCUUCUGUCAGCCAUGAGCUGCGGUCGCCCCUGCAUGGCAUCCUAGCCAGUGCGGAGUUGUUGCAGACCACCCCGCUGCAUUCGAGUCAGGCCCAUUGGAUGAACAUGGUCAAGAGCUGCGGUCUGACCCUGCUGGAUACCUUGAACCAUUUGCUGGACUUUGCCAAGAUCAACAACUUGACGACCACGGAAGACUCCAGCCCGGAUCCGUCCACGCCCAGUGUGACCAACCUCCUGUCCGUCUUCGACCUAGAUGAUCUCAUCGAAGAGGUCACCGAUGUUCAGUAUACGGGCCAGCGGUUGGCCCAAGCGGUGGCCCCCUUGACCGGACGUCCAGUGCAGGCCCCAUUGGCGCGGUCGGACGGGGAGCUGACGGUAGUGGUGCGCGUGCAGGAGCGCAACACCUGGCGGGUGCAGUCCGUGGCCGGCGCAUGGCGGCGCAUCGUGAUGAAUCUGCUUGGCAAUUCCUUAAAGUGGACCAAGUCGGGUUUCGUCGAGGUGUCCCUGUCCAAGGCCCGCCGCGAGUCCAACCCGCAUUCCGUCCUGGCCCAUCUGUCUGUCACCGACACCGGUUCGGGCAUUGCCCCGGAUUUCCUUCGGCACAAGCUAUUCUCCCCCUUUACCCAGGAAGACUCCCUAUCGGAAGGUUUGGGUCUGGGCUUUAGCAUUGUGCGCCAGCUGGUCGCCUCGUUGGAUGGUCACAUCGAUGUCCGGAGUGAGGUGGGCGUGGGCACCCAGGUCGAUAUCUAUAUCCCUGUGCAUCCCCUGCCGGACAGCCUUUCGCACGCGUCCCGCCGCCCGAGCCCGGAGGAUCUCGGCUCGCCCGCCCUUCCCGUAGCGGCCUGCCUGAUCGGGUUUGACGGCUAUCCGAACCCGCGGGAGAUUCCCACAGGCAUUUUGCCGGCCGAGGCCAAGCGCAAGCUGGCCAUCCGCAGCUCACUGACCUCGGUCCUUGUCCAUCAACCGGGUUGGACGCUGAUGCUGGCGGAGUCGCUCGACCACGCUCGGGGAGACGUGGCGGUAAUUGAGGAGAGCGAUCUGCAUACGACGUCCGGCGCCUGGGAACUGGCGAGGAAGGGAGGCUCCAAGUUCUUCAUCGUCUUAGAUAGCAACAAGCCGUCUCCGCCACUCGAAACGCUGGCUCCGAACAUGAUCCGGGUGUCCCAGCCGUUCGGUCCGCAAAAGUUCGACAACGCGAUUAAGCGAGUGCAGACCCUGUACCACGAAGCUCGACUGAAUCGCGUUCCAUUGCGGCCCUCUCCGACGCCGCUCCAACCUUCCCGACCCGCCUCCCCCGAGCUGUCGCAACGGGCGCCCGACUCGGCCCUGGACCUUGCCUCGCCGUGCCCGCCGCUCGACGCCGCUCAUUCGCACCCUCCCAGCAAAGCCCCCAAAGACAUCCACGUCCUCAUUGUGGAUGACAACGAUAUCAACCUGAAGAUCUUGGCCACGUUCAUUCGCAAAAUCGGCUGCAGCUACGACACUGCGUCCAACGGGCUCCUCGCCCUCAAUACCUAUAAGGCCUCCAGUCGACGCCACGAUCUCAUUUUGAUGGAUAUCUCGAUGCCGGUGAUGGACGGCAUCGUCUCGACGGGUCACAUCCGUCGGUACGAGAAGAAGAACGGACUCAUCCCCGCGCGUAUCAUCGCGGUGACCGGCUUGGGAUCGGCAGACCACCAGCAAGAGGCGGUCGCGGCCGGGGUGGAUGAGUACCUGGUGAAACCCGUGUCUCUGCAUGGGCUGCGAAAAGUGAUGCGAAUUUCAUGAUGACGACCCUUCACGAUACCUCUCUCCGGUCUGCAUACAUACCCCGUGGGAUCCUUGAUCCAACCCUGUGAUAUAUUUCCUUCUUCUGCAUACUUCAUAGUAGACAAAUGUAUAUACGAUUAUUUGCCUCAUC